Parnassius mnemosyne (clouded apollo) is the source of this 2166-nucleotide messenger RNA. The record is from the annotation of a GenBank genome assembly. Lineage: Eukaryota; Metazoa; Arthropoda; Insecta; Lepidoptera; Papilionidae.
AUGUCGGACAACACCGGAACGGUUGUAUCACGGGCGUCUACACCACGUCCUACUGGAGACAACCCUGUUAGUGCUCCACUGCGUUCCAGACAUGACCAGUUCCUCGCCAGCUCCACUGAAAGAACGCAACAAAGACCAUCAUCAAGCGGUCGAAACCCAAAUGGAAAUUUCGACGCGGCAAUACCUUAUCACCGUCAGAUGACGACUGGCUCACUCCUCACAUCCACACAUCGUGAAUCUUCAGCUUUUGUUCCUGUAGUACCAACAAGAGCAAUACACCCUGUGAUUUAUCCUAACGAAAUGCAUCCAGCGUUGAUGCCUUCUGAAAUAAUUGAACGUGAAAGAAUGUUGGACAGGGAAAGAUCGGAGCCAGCAAAAGGAUCUCCGGACCGUAAUUCUGGUAACUUUACGAAAAGGAACUCUUUUGAUUUAAUGGCUAUGAUGGUCGAGAAAAGAAAAGAAGUAGCAUUACGUGAAGCAGCAGCUGCCAUGCUUCUACCUCAUCAUAGAACACCUUCAAUAGAAGGAAUUAUAUCAGACAAUUCAAGCCCCCCAAUAUACGGUCCUCCUGGCGCAUUCCUAGGAGCCCCAGGUCCUUCACCGACAACUGCAAAUAGUUUCACGUUUCCUGGUGCUGGGUUGUUCCCACCGGGAGCAGGUCCACAUCAAAUGCACCCGCACAUAGACCGACGGUUGCUGAGAGCACCGGGUAGAGCAUCGCGACCGAAGAAACAGUUUAUUUGCAAAUUCUGCAAUCGACAGUUCACUAAAUCGUACAAUCUCCUUAUCCACGAGAGAACUCACACGGACGAACGCCCAUACUCCUGUGACAUCUGUGGCAAAGCAUUCCGAAGACAAGAUCAUUUACGAGACCACAGGUACAUACAUUCAAAAGAAAAACCAUUUAAAUGUACAGAAUGUGGAAAAGGAUUCUGUCAAUCACGCACCUUGGCUGUACAUAAAAUUCUUCAUAUGGAAGAAUCCCCACACAAAUGUCCUGUAUGUAGCCGGAGUUUCAAUCAACGUUCGAAUCUGAAAACACAUUUGCUAACACACACUGAUCACAAACCCUAUGAAUGUAAUUCUUGCGGGAAAGUGUUUCGGAGAAACUGUGAUUUACGACGGCAUGCUUUAACUCAUGCUGUUGGCGAUGUACCUCCUGGAGAUGUAUUAGAUGUAGGAGAAGAAAAUAUUGAAAGACCGGAAUCACCAAUUGAACCCGGAUAUGACGAUGAAGAUCCAGAUCUAUCAUCACCAGAGCAUUCCCCAGUUAGAAGAGCACGAUCUUCUUCAGUUGAAAGUGUUGGAAGAGAGAAAAGUGAGGAGAGACCAAGAAAAACAUCACCGUCUCCGGUAGAACGAACUCAUUGUCAUCACAAUGAACCAAGAGAUAGAGCAAGUCCUUACACGAUGCGUCCCCAGCACAUGGACAAACACAAAAUGUCCACAUCUGAGUUAUAUGAAAAACGGAGGUAUACCUCUGAAGAAAUAAUAGAAAAAGAGAUGCGUUACUCAGAAAUACCUGAUCACCAAGUAAGACAUCCACAGUUACAAAUUCGAAGAGAUUUACAUCAGGUUCAACCGCCGGACUCUUCGAAAAUUGGACACAUUACAAGUCCACCUAUAGAUCCCGGGCCUUCAGGUAUUUACUUAAGCCCAUUUAGAAAACGAGCACACCCCUCUGAUAUCAGUGAAAAUGUAAGAUCUUGUGCUACAGGUUUUCGAAGUCGAUCUCCUGAACCAACAAAUUUGACAAUGCCACGUCCCCCUAUCGGAACUAGUGAAGUAGUAGUCGCAAUGCCUCCAACAAUAAUGGGUAUACAAACUUACCACAAAUUUGGUUUACCAAUGCCUCCUCCUCAUCCUCAAAUACCCUACGGAUUGCCACAUACUGUUUUAGGGCCACAGCAAACAGUUGCUCAAGAUUUAAUCGUAAAACAUGCUCCACCCAAGGAUACCGUAACAAGUACUUCAACUAGCGUCACACAUUGUAAGGAUCUUCCAACAUCACAUCCAAAAGAUCCUGAAGAAACAUGUUCAAGUGUCAUUGCGAAUGGUAUAAAAAAUAUAGUGGGAAUACAGCCAAGUACAAAUGCGAAGCCUGGAACCAGUGGCUCAAGUGGUCCGAAGAAAGGUUUUAGUAUAGAAGAUAUUAUGAGACGUUAA